UACCGGAGCUCCUAGCUACUCAGAUUAGCUGAAUGCUUUAGUUCGUUAGCUCAGCUCGUCUUUCCGUUACUUGGAAAACAUUUAAAUUCCUGAAUUCAACUACAGACUUCCAACGAGUUCAGAGAAAUAAUCUCUUAUUUCAGAGGAGCUAGCUAAAACUAUCCAGUUCGUAAGCCGAAGUUAUUUUAGUAACGACUUUUGCCUGGUCCAAAACAAUUAGGUGUAGUAGAAAUAUCUAUUUUAAGCAAAUAACUAUUAUAUUGUACGAAAUAAAAGCAUUUCCAUUUUCUGAACCGGCUUGCCCACGCAGGGUCGCGGGGAGGGGCUGGUGCCUACCCCCGGAGGUCAAUGGGCAAUCGGGCGGGGUACACCCUGGACAGAGAGCCAGUCCAUCGCAGAUAAAAGCAUUUGUUUUACAACAAUCAGCAUGUUAUUACCAAUGUUAACAUGUUUCAUUAGAUUCUAUCACGAAACAAACUGGAUAUAUUAAAACACAAUAUGGGAUAAAUAUUGUUUCAGUAGGAAACACUUGAACUACAGUAGUCAGUCAAAUUAUGUAAUGGGUCACAUUUGGUAGGCAAACCUACUCUGGCCAGAUUUGACUGUGUAAUGCUAUUAAGGUUUUUAGACAGCAGUAUGGUGCUGGAAAUUAUGCAGUAAUAUUUAGCUGCGUAAUUCAUUUGUUGCAGCACACAGUUAAAUUGCAAUGAAAAUUUUUUAUCUGUUUUAAUAAGACCACUUACAAAGUUAUUGUCUUUCUGAAAUCAGUUACCUUUGAAACUUUGGCUCUUUUCACAGCAGAUCAGUCUAUGUCAGCACUUUGUUGGGGGAGUCAAUGUAUUGUUGGAAAAGCACGGGUGGAUAAUUGUCUUAUUGUUGCUCAUUUAGUCUCCUUUAAAGACAGACAUCAGCAAAUAUUUAUGCAACAUAGGCUUAACAGGAUCAGCUGACUUUUGUCACACUUUUGUUCUCCACUCACAAAUGACUGACGAUGCUGUAAGCCUCAGUCGAUUCUACAUAACUUAAAGUGGUCCUUCACUAAAAACAAACAUUUUUUCUAUUAUUUCUGAUUAUAAUCAGUCACUCUUGAGUUUAUCAGGUAGUCCUUCAAGACUGUUGAAACUCAUCAAGAGAAUGCCAAGAGUGUGCAAAGCAGUAAUCAGAGCAAAGGGUGGCUAUUUUGAAGAAAAUAGAAUAUAAAAUAUGUUUUCAGUUAUUUCACCUUUUGUGGUUAAGUGCAUAACUCCGCAUGUGUUCAUUCAUAGUUUUGAUGCCUUCAGUGAGAAUCUCCCAUUGUAAAUGGUCAUGGAAAAAAAACACAUUGAAUGAGAAGGAUCGGCUCCAGUCACCUCUCCUGAUCUGAAGCCCUACCACCGUUGACCUCCCAACAUGGCUAGUGCAGACUGCGUCGGUGUGCGAGUCUUCUCUCUGAACUGCUGGGGGAUCCCAUAUCUAAGCAAACACUGCUCUCAGCGUUAUCAGAUGAUUGGAGAAAUGUUGAGCAAGAACGAACACGAUAUCGUCUUGUUGCAAGAGGUGUGGAGUGAAAAGGACUAUCUUUACUUGAAAAAGCAACUUUCCAAUAGCCAUCCUUACUCACACUACUACAAAAGCGGAGUCAUCGGCAGCGGCCUGGCCAUUUUCUCCAAACACAGAAUCCAUGACACUUUUCUGUAUCGCUACUCAUUGAACGGUUAUCCCUACAUGGCACACCAUGGGGACUGGUUUGGAGGUAAAGCUGUUGGGAUGGCGGUUGUAAACCUUGGUGGGCUGACUGCAAACAUCUAUGUUACACAUCUGCAUGCAGAGUACAGCAGAGAGAAGGACACUUAUCUAGCUCACAGAGUGGUCCAGGCCUGGGAGCUGCAGGAGUUCAUCCGUCACACUUCAGCCGGAGCAGAUGUGGUCAUUCUAGGCGGUGACCUCAACAUGCACCCCGAGGACCUGGGCUGCAGACUGCUGAGGUCUUAUACUGGACUGCGAGACUCCUACUUAGAAACUGCUAAAUUUGAUGGCUGUGAAAAUGGCAUAACUCUCAUAGCAGACAACACUUUCAUCAAUAAGAAGGAGCUCAUCCCCUUUGAGACGGGCAUUCGAAUCGACUACAUCCUGUUUAAGGGCACCUCUAAAACCCACAUUUACUGCGAUUUCAUGUCCACAACCAAAGGCUCCGUUCCUGACCACCCAUUUCCGUACUCCGACCACGAGGCGCUCACUGCUCAGCUGCGACUGAAGUUCAAUAUUCCAGCGGAGACUGGAAGUGAUGAGCUGUCAAAGACUCGGGACUCUCCUGCAGGGAAGCUGGCUGAGUUGGUCGACAUUGUGACCGAGGCCCGUACUGAAGUCAAAGUGGGCUUGCACUGCGCUGAGCGGAUGCGCUACACCACUGCACGAACCGGAGUGAUGGGGUUGGCCCUGCUCUUCCUGGAGUUGGCCAUUGCAGCUGUUCCCUGCUUGGCUCUGGGAGCAGAACAGCCUUUCCCAUGUGCAUCCUUCUAUCUGCUGGCUGCUCUGUGCUUCUCCAUCCUGCUGACCACCUCUCUGCUGUACGUCUUUUAUACUAUGGAGUUGAAAUCUCUCCAGGGUGCUGAGGACCAGAUGAGGCUGGCUGUUGCAAGUCUGCAGGAGAAGCUGAGAGGUUUUCCUGUGGCUCGGCCUCACCAUGCCCUGCAGAGGCCUUCAGAGGGGGAAGGACCCAGUGCCUUGGAUCCAGAGGAAUAAUUCCAAAGUAGGCUUAUAGAAAAAGGCUUUGAAGUCAGCGUUGAGAGAGACCCUUUAGUCUCCUCCUCUUUAAGUAAUAAGCUUUAGAGAUUUAGAUUUCUGCUGCAAAAAUAACUAUAAUAACAUUACUGACAUUUUUAUAUUUUUAUAGUCAGCUGUGGCUUUUAUUUAUUAAACCCUGAUUUCACUCAAAGAUCUGUAGUACAUGCACACGCCUCCUAAAACAGUUACGUUGUUUAUAUGCUGAAAGUCUUAAAUAUGGCCGUUUGUGUCCCUAAGCCUCAGGUCUGACCUGCAUUCCACCCACCAGUAGUUCAUCUGGGACCAGUUGGUUUCUGUUCUUCAUUUCACGCUUCUUAUUUAUGACUGAGAGAAGCCGUCACACCGGCGUUGUGGGUCCAGUCUUUUUCUGUAUCCGACUGUUUUCACCCGUUUAAAUGCUCUGAGAAAAUCGUCCUGCACUGAAGUUGGUUUACAUUCAGUUUUUCUCCUAUUUCACUGGCAUAAACCUUUCAGUGUUGUGUUUUAAGAAAAGGGACAAAGGAUCAAUUAUCUGCUUGUCACAUUUUGUUCUCUUUGUUAACCAUCAACGACGACUUACACUCCUGCUCCCUGAGUCUUAAAGCGGUUUUAAAAAUGUUGGAUUUAAAAGCUUGAUAAUUGUUUUAUUUAAAUAACUUAAGGAUCUAAUUUUGUUAAAUAUGUAUUGAGAGUUGAUCAAACACUCCUGUUCUCUGCUACCAGAUGACUGAAUGGUCAGUUUUUCUGUAGAACGCUGAUGUGAAACUAUUUUAGUCGUUCUCACGGUUAAUGACUAUUUUUGUUUGUUCAUUCCAAAUGAAAGCCGUGAUGCAAACAAUCAAAAAAGCAAUAAUAAAGACUUUAUAUGCACACCU
Molecule: messenger RNA, 3617 nt
Organism: Nothobranchius furzeri (turquoise killifish)
Lineage: Eukaryota; Metazoa; Chordata; Actinopteri; Cyprinodontiformes; Nothobranchiidae
Gene: smpd2b
Product: sphingomyelin phosphodiesterase 2b
Molecular function (GO): sphingomyelin phosphodiesterase activity
Source: RefSeq, a predicted model, not a curated record